This is a messenger RNA of Drosophila ananassae, 2514 nucleotides long. RefSeq names its product serine/arginine-rich splicing factor 1B (gene SF2). The transcript is spliced from 4 exons. Lineage: Eukaryota; Metazoa; Arthropoda; Insecta; Diptera; Drosophilidae. Gene Ontology annotation, molecular function: mRNA binding. The record is from RefSeq and is a predicted model, not a curated record. Bases 109 to 870 code for a protein of 253 amino acids. Gene Ontology annotation, cellular component: cytoplasm; ribonucleoprotein complex; nucleus.
ACACAUCCGCCAUUUGCAUUUUGAGAAGAAGAAGAUAUCUGACAGGAAAAAGUCGAAAAAAUUACUUUCUGCCAGCCGAGCUAUUUGAACGUGUGAUAUUUCUGCAAAAUGGGUUCCCGCAAUGAGUGCCGCAUCUACGUAGGAAACCUGCCACCUGAUAUCCGUACUAAGGACAUCCAGGAUCUGUUCCACAAGUUUGGAAAAGUCACGUUCGUAGACCUGAAGAAUCGGCGUGGGCCGCCAUUUGCCUUUGUUGAGUUUGAAGAUGCGCGCGAUGCGGAUGACGCAGUUAAGGCCCGUGAUGGUUACGACUACGACGGGUACCGCCUGCGCGUAGAGUUCCCGAGGGGCGGCGGUCCCGGCAGCUAUCGCGGCAACCGCAAUGACCGCAGCCGUGAUGGCGGUCGUAUGGGUGGUCGCGGGCCUCCGGCUAAGCGUUCCCAGUACCGUGUCAUGGUCACUGGUCUCCCAGGCUCUGGUUCGUGGCAGGAUCUGAAGGACCAUAUGCGUGAGGCAGGCGAUGUGUGCUUCGCGGACACCUACAAGGAUGGCUCCGGUGUGGUAGAGUUCCUGCGCCAUGAGGACAUGAAGUACGCCAUCAAGAAACUUGACGACUCUCGCUUCCGUUCGCACGAGGGCGAGGUUGCCUAUAUUCGGGUGCGAGAGGACAGUGGCGACAACGACCGCAGUGGUGGCGGCGGCGGAGGAGGUGGCGGCGGUGGUGGUGGUGGUGGCGGUGGAGGCCGCGAUUACCGCGACAGGUCUCGCUCACGCUCCUUUUCGUCGAGGCCGCGGCGUAGGGGAACACCCACAUAUUCGCCAGUGCGGCGUCAAUCCUAUUCCAGGUCUCGCUCACGCUCUAAUUACUAAACACUACCAAGCAUUAUCCAUUAAUAUAAAAUAUUUUUUACGAGCAGGAACCGUUAGGAAAAGCAAGCUAAAUUAAGAAUGCCCAUUCAAUGUUUGUUCAAGUCCCAAAACUACAUUGUAAUUGACAAGCAAGCUAUAUCAAGCAAAAUCAAUCCUUCAUUCAAGUUUCGAGCUCUCGUCGAGGCCAAUCAAAGUCUUUUAACCACUUGCUUUUCCACCAGAGCCACAGAUCUAAAGAUGCAGAGCAAAUAUCUUAAAUAACAUCUUAUCUGGCAUAUUUUUGACAAAAAAUAGUUUUUAUAAUCGCAAAUGCGAACCAGGGAGCAGCCACAUUUCCACGUAGCAUUCCCUGUUUCGCAUUUCGAUUAUUUUUAACCCUUGCCAGCCUCUGCAUCAUGCUAAAUUAUUUAACGAGCUCACUUUUUUGGGUCCAUUUACCACCAAGCAUAAUUUAUUAGAUUUUACCUUAACGAAAACAACAAACAUCGAUACAGAAUAAAUAUGUUUAUAAUGAAAGAACAAAAAUAAGAAACUGAACACAAACUGAAAUGUCAAAGAAAUUGAUAAGCUAACUAUUAAUACUUACAUUUUUAUUUUCUUCUCUUCCCCAAUUUGCGCGUUUAUGUUUGGAGAGUGAUGAGGAUGAGGAGGAUUGAUAAUGGAGGAUGUGGAUGAGGAUUAAUGGAGGAGGAUAAGGAGAAGGAUAUUUUGAUGUUGAUUUGUCGAAAGUGGAUAAUUUGGAUGGAAUUUAGUGGAGGCAGGAUGUGUCUAUAGAUCUUUAUAAAUAUGUGUAUAUUUAAAAGAUAUCAGGAAUGGAUUUGGAUUUAGGAUUGUUCUGUGGACUGUCCCUUCGCUAGGACAACGUGGGAUGCAGUAUCCUUUGGCUAACUCGCGUCUCCAAGGAGAAGGAGGAGGAUAUGGAGACGGAGAAGUUUCAUUUUUGCUCCACUACCGAGGAUAUUGUGUCUAUCCUUUGGUCAUAUCAUGGUAUGGGUAAAACACAUUUUUGGAGGUGGAGAAGGAACACACUAUUUGGCUUGGACAGGCUCUGCCGGACUUCGCGCCUCGCCUCGCUUCUCUUCUCUUCAACGUCCGCAUGACGGUCGGGAUUAGGAUUCUAUUGGAUAUGCUCACAUGCGUUGUUCUGGCCUUCUUCGGAUCGCACCCACAGACUUUCGCAAUCGCAAUCACACUCACACAGGGAACCGCGUAUUUCGAGGCCUUUGCGCCCCAGUCGUUGUGUCAUUGACAGGAUUUGCUGUGCAUCAUCCAACGUUGCUUGCAGCCAACGCUGGAUAGUGGAUAGUGGUCCUUGGUCUGCUCCGCCUCCCUCUUUCUUGCCUCCUAUCGGUAUGUUCGAUGCCACUCUAUUUUUACAUAUUUUAUUUUGCGUUUUAGUUUUAUAAUUUACGUAAAUAUUCUUACCAUGCUCUUUCGUCUCCAUUCGUGUUGUUGUUACCUUCGGAACGUGAAGAAAACGUAAUGUGGGUUUUUUUUUUUUUAUUUUUGUUUUCCACGUUUUGAACAGAAAAACAUUGAAAUUUCCCGCUUAAGUGGCCCACGUCCGUUUCAUUUGCAUGAAGUUUCCUUUUUUCCCGAUGUAAUGUAACAAUCCGCACAGAAAAUAAAUUCUUUUUAAAUGGA